Molecule: messenger RNA, 1276 nt
Organism: Cucurbita pepo subsp. pepo (vegetable marrow)
Lineage: Eukaryota; Viridiplantae; Streptophyta; Magnoliopsida; Cucurbitales; Cucurbitaceae
Molecular function (GO): zinc ion binding
Source: RefSeq, a predicted model, not a curated record
AUUGUACUUUCCCCUUCCCUGCUCCUUUUAUUAUUCGGCGUUUUCUUCGGAAUGAACAGAUAAAAAGGGAAAUGCAAGAUCGAGAAGAAGAAAUCAGCGGCUGAAAAAUCGAAGGCGGAAGAACAAGAAGAUCAAGGAGAAGAAGAGGGAAUCGGAGAAGAAGAAAUAUGAAGAAGUGUGAGCUGUGUGGGCAGCAAGCGAGGAUGUUCUGUGAGUCGGAUCAGGCGAACCUGUGUUGGGACUGCGAUGAGAAUGUUCACUGUGCUAAUUUUCUUGUUGCUAAACAUUCUCGGAGCCUUCUUUGUCAUGCGUGUCAGUCGCCGACUCCAUGGGCGGCUUCUGGUCGGAAGCUUACGCCGACGGUUUCCGUGUGUGAAGGUUGUGUUGAAGUCCAUGGUGGUAAAUGCGAGGAAGGUAGAUAUCUUGAACGCCGUAGAGAUAACGAGGAGGAAGUUGAUGAUGGUGAUGAUUUUGACGAUGGUGAAGGUUUUGGGAGUUAUGAGGGAGGUGAUAGUGAGGAAGAUGACGAUGACGAUGAGGAGGAGGAGGAGGACGAAGACGAUGAGGAUGGAGAAAACCAGGUGGUGCCGUGGUCUUGUGCAUCGUCCUCGUCCCCACCACCGCCUCCGACAGUGACUUCUAGCAGCGAGGGAGAGAUUUCAACCGGCGCUGGUGUCACAUCGAAGCGUAUGAGAGAGUGCGACGUCGAUCUCGAAUCUGAUGACGAUAUCGAGUGUUCUUCUGCGCGACAGAGUACAAGGCCAUUUUUCAAUGAGGAAGCGACUUCCUCGAGUUCCCAUAGGCCACUGAAGCAAGCAAGAGUUACGGGGCCGACACAAUCACCGAGCACCACCACACCGGACGAUGAAGCUUAUAAAGCAGAUUUAAAAUCCAUAUCUGUCGUUAGAUCUAUCCAGAAACUCCAGAAUCGUCCGCCCACCGACAUUAACGACGCUUCCAAAAUGAUUUUUGGGAUAUGCAAAAUGAGUAGAGAUCAGAAUCGUUGAUUCUUCACUAACCACACAAUGGAAGGUAGCUAGGGCUUUUUCUUUUCCCUUUUGGGUUAAUUUUUUUUUCAUUUUUCUCUCUAAUUGUCUGUCAUGAUCGAUUAAUUCAAGGAUUAUACCUGCUUGCUCAACUGUGUACAACCUAGAAUUUCCCCCCCUAUUUUCCAUUAGAUCAACUAUCAUCAUCAUCAUUUGUGAAGCCUGUUCAUGUGUAUCCAGAUAUUAAUUUACCCCACUUCAUUCUAUUAAUAGAUUUCUCUUUCACUUCA